UUUUUCUUAUCUGCAGUUUGCAGACUUUUGCGUAAAACACUCUUGUUGAAAAAUCCAACUAGGAUUUUUGAUUCACAUUCAAAAGCCUUUCGCCGUGUUGUGAAAUUUAAACUAUUUAGUUUUAUUACCAAAACUAAAAUCCACCGAGCUUAUUUACUCUGCCUUACCGGUUUGCAGAUGCAGUGUAUUUUUAACUUUCAACCAAGAAACAUUUAAACAAAAAUAAAGUUGUCCUAUCCAAUAAAAAUAAAUAAAAAUAAGAACGAAUUCAUUGAUAAAAUAAUGGAUACGUCAAAACACACUGCCACCUCGCAUCCAAAUAUUAAGUACAAUAUCAACAACAUUGAGUACGAUUGUACCAAAAAAUGCCGAUCACAGUUCCAUGGUCAAGAAAUUACAGCCGCUCUUACGAAAAGGGCUGUGGAAGACGACAAACUUGCCGCAUUUAUUGCCAGGAAAUGUUGCAACUUCUGCGACAUCACAGAUCCUCUGGGCCGAUCAGCGGUUCAUAUGGCGGCUUCAGUGGAUCGUUAUGUAAUUCUCGAGUGGCUUUUGAAUCAGGGGGCUAUAAUCAAUAGCAGAGAUGCUGAAUCUGGGAGUAGUGCCCUGCAUAGAUCCAUCUACUAUGGCUGUAUUGAUUGUGCUGUGCUUCUGCUUCGCUAUGGAGCCAGCAUCGAGCUCCUCGAUGAGGACACACGAAGUCCACUUCAAAACUGCUGCAGGCUUUGUGAUUUUUCAGACUACUUGGAUGUUUCCGCUGAGAAAACAGAGCUCCUAGUUUGGGGAUCGAAUAAGAAUUACAAUCUUGGCAUUGGUAACGAAGAAGGGGCAUCAACACCCCAGUUCAUUGACUUCUUUCGAAAGGAACAAAAGUCCAUCGAAUUGAUCUCACUCAGCGCUUAUCACAGUUUGUUUGUUGACAAGAAAGGACAACUGUACGCUGUGGGACACGGAAAAGGAGGUCGAUUAGGAAAUGGAACCGAAAACAGUUUACCAAUUCCAAAGAAAGUCAAAGUGCCCAUAAAGAAUGCCGGAGAGAAGAUUAUUUGCAUUAGUACCUCGAAGAAACAUUCACUUAUUCUAACCAACAGAAGCGCCGUUUUUGCUUGUGGUUUGAAUGAGGAUAUGCAACUUGGAGUUCGUGAUUGUCCAGAAAAACUAACUGCAUUUAAAGAAGUUGUCACUUUAAGAGAUUUCGGAGUGGAAAACUUGAGCAGAGUUAUUGCCAGAGAUACUUACUCGUUGGCAUAUUCUAAGAACAUGCUUUGGGUGUGGGGUGCAAAUUGUGGACAAUUUGGUUGGAGUAGUAAUAAUGAAGCUCGAUUCUCAGUACCAAAACAGAUUUCGUUACCUGAAAGGACGGAGUUGAAAUUUGUUGAAGCAAAUAACUUUGCCAUUUCGUGCUAUACAACUGCCAAGACGAUUUUAUUAUUUUACAACUAUAAAAUGAAGAGCAUCAAACCACCACAAAUAGAAGCAAUUAAGAGCAUAUCAGUGGUUGGUGGAGGCAAUUCAAGAUCGUCAAAAGGUUCAGUGUCAGCCCUUAAACUUCUGAUGCUAACAGAAACAAAUGUUGUUUUCAUUUGGUAUGAAAUGUCUCAACAAUACCUCAGAUGUAUGUUUUCACAUAUCCGUGUAAGCGAGAUCGAUAAGAUCUUCUUCAAAGCCAAUCAGGUGUUGAUUUUAUCGCAAGGCGAUGUCUACACCGGCAAAUGCCAUCAAGUUCCAGUACAAAAUUACCAAGAGAGCAGUGCCGAUGCUUGGUUCACCGACGGACAAUCGCGCAAAGAUAUUUGCAAUGAUCAAAAGAUUCGAAUUGAACUGUCGCGAAUAGCUCAAUUGGAUCGGGCUGUGGAUGUAUUCUGUGAUGAUGAUUUUACCUCAUUUGCUGUGCUCCAAGAAAGCUAUGCAAAUUAUUUCGUUCUACCAAAACUCAUAGACGAGGAAUAUAGUUUCAAGAAACUCCUAAACGAUUCGAGUGAAUUUGACAAUAUCCAUGACUUGGUGUUUUAUGUGGACGGAGAGAAUUUCUAUGCGCAUAAAUUUAUAGUCUUUUCAAGAUCAGCAGGAUUGCGAGAGAUUGUUGAGGCCUACUCUGAUAAGAAAAUCCAUUUGAACUUUGAAAGACUAUCGGCGAAAAUGUUUGAGUUGAUCUUGAAAAAUAUCUACACAAACUAUUUUAUAACUGAAGAUGAUCUCGAUGAUAUACAGCAGUCAUUAGGUCGGGAUUGUCCUCCUGAGCGAGAUCAAAUCUUGGCAUUGUUUGUGAGUUUUGUUGAAAAAUUCCAACUUAACAGUUUAGCGAACUUUAUCAAAAGUCACGCCAGUCAUCUCCCUCGAUCGAUAGACAGAUCCAAGUAUCGAUUUAGUGCCCUGAAACGCGGUGAUUUUCCAAAACUCUACGAUGUCACUAUUCGAUGUGCUGGGGAUGUUGAAAUUCAUGCUCAUAAAUGCAUUUUGGUCUCGAGACUGGAGUACUUUGAUCUGAUGUUCACACACACCUGGUCAGAGACAACCACCGUUAAUUUGACAACAGUACCACCGGAGUACAUGACACCAAUCAUAGAUUUCCUCUACACCUUGAACGGAGACAGUUUUCGAAAGCAAAACCAUUCGGAAACGUUUCUCUACAAUAUGGUUGUGUAUUGUGAUCAGUUUUUCAUCGAUCAUCUGCGGAAAGUUUGUGAGGUUUUGUUGCUGGAAAAGAUCAACAUUCGAAAGUGUGGGGAGAUGUUGGAUUUUGCAUGUCUUUACAAUUGUAAUGUCUUAAAAACUGGUUGUUUAAAUUUUAUCUGUCAAAAUUUGUACCGAGUUCUAUCGCAAAGAAGUUUAGAAUCAUGCGAGCCAGAAGCCUUGAAUUUCAUUAACGCACAUUACCGUCAAAUGUUUAAGGAAGUAUUCGAUUAUCGCAUGAUAACUCCUGACUCAGAGGCUGUUAGUGAUGAGAUUUUGUUAAGUUUUGUUGAUGAUUUCGAGGUUGAUUUGGACUACAGAAUGGAAGAAGGUGACACUAUCAAAACUCAGACAAAACUUAAACAGAAAGAGAAUAAAUUUUGGAGAAGUACACGACAACAUGAACAAGAUGCUAUCAAUUCAAUGAAAGAAAUGAGUUUACAAGAUUCAAGAAAAGACAGUGUGUCUGAGAAGUCAAAGGUCAUCCAAGAAGCAGAUGAGGUUUCGGCGAAAAUACACGAUGAGUACAAAUCAUGGCUGAAAGUGGCCGACAAAAGAGAUGUCAAAAAGAAGACAGUGGUUCCUGUUGCGGCAGCGGCGGUGAAUGCGAAUGAAGUUCUUAAAGUGGAACCAAAACCCAGAGAAGCUCUAGUUGCUCUCAGUCCACGUGUUGAGAAAGUAAUUCCCGAAGAAGAAACUACUCCCACAAAGGAGUUCAAUAUCAAUUUAGCUGAAUUCACGCCAAUACGAGCGGACAAACUUUCUCAGAAACAGAGAAAACGACUUUCGUCAGACACAACAAUGCCUCUAACACCUUCAAAACCUGUUGAAGUACCCCAAGCUCGACCCAAUGCAUGGGGUAUCAGUAGUCCACCAGAUUUAGACUCAUCAUCAUUUAUGAAUUCGCCUUCAAGUUUAACAAAAGAAUCUCCAACCAAACCGGCGACGACGACGUCGGGGCCAUCACCAUCUACAAGUCGUACAAGUUUUAGUAAAAUUCUUGAGGACGAGAAAAAGCAACGUGAAUAUAUUGAUAGAAUGCGCAACAAGUCGUUAGUUUUGACGCAAAUAGAAGAGACUGCAAUAACUGAGUUGAGACAUUUUUAUAAUGUCGACAAUGCCGCUGAUGAGAUUAUAACAAUUGAACGUAAGAAAAGACCAGUGACUAUGAAUUUUGCAAUAUGGCAAAGAAAUUAAUUAUUCUUAUUUAUUUAUAACAAAAAAAAAUAUUUUUUAUAGUUUUUUCUAUAUUUAUAGACAUGAUAUUUUGAUUUAUUUUGACAAAAACAAAAAUUAAUUUAAGAACAAAAGUAAAUAAAGGAUUUUAGGCAAUUUUACCAAACAUACAUUUAUAUUGUAUGUGCUGACAUUAAA
Messenger RNA from Eupeodes corollae, 4047 nucleotides. Its product is annotated as inhibitor of Bruton tyrosine kinase. NCBI's taxonomy places the organism in Eukaryota, Metazoa, Arthropoda, Insecta, Diptera, Syrphidae. Bases 283 to 3870 code for a protein of 1195 amino acids. Gene Ontology annotation, molecular function: protein binding. The transcript has 10 exons. The record is from RefSeq and is a predicted model, not a curated record.